This is a messenger RNA of Hydra vulgaris (swiftwater hydra), 1112 nucleotides long. Its product is annotated as serine/arginine-rich splicing factor 7. The record is from RefSeq and is a predicted model, not a curated record. Gene Ontology annotation, molecular function: RNA binding; zinc ion binding; adenyl-nucleotide exchange factor activity. Gene Ontology annotation, cellular component: endoplasmic reticulum; nuclear speck. Lineage: Eukaryota; Metazoa; Cnidaria; Hydrozoa; Anthoathecata; Hydridae. Gene Ontology annotation, biological process: mRNA splicing, via spliceosome.
AUAAAUGUCACGUGAUUAGUCUUUUGAAAGCGCCUGACCAUUUACUACGGCCCGUGUGAAAAAAGUCGAGUCAUACAUGCUUCAAAUCUCUUGCGCGCUGUAUUGCCUUGCUCUGUAGAUGUUCGAUUUUUCUUCUUAAAAGUUUAUAUGUAUUCCUUAUGAUAUGGCGGAGAAAUCAGGUUCAAAAGCUUUGGAUAAUCUCCUAAAAUUAUCCCUAAAACUUUCAGAUCAAGAGUUAACAGAAUUUAAGCAUACUGAAAUAAAUGAAGAAAGGAAAGAGUUUCUUCGAGCUGCUUUAGAAUCAGUUUUAGAGGAUGAUGAUGCAAAAAAGAUGACCCUUUAUACUGAUUUGCUAUGCAAAGCAAGUCUAUUAAAAACUUUUGGUCCAAAUGAACUAGAGGAUUUAGCUGAUAUUUGUGAUGAAAUAAAUCUUUUGUUGGAAGGCUUUGAUAUGAACAUUGUUUUUAAUAAUUUGGGUGGGUUAAAUGCUUGUUUAAUUUUUCUUACAAGUUCAUACUCCUCUAUUCAGUGGCGAGUUGCAGAUUUGAUUGCAAAUGCUGUACAGAAUAAUGUAAAAUGUCAAGAGACAGUUCUUUCGAAAAAUGGUCUUCAGACUUUGAUUCAGGUUUUAGAAGAAUCAGAAACUGACAUAGUAAAAGUUAAAUGUUUGUAUGCAAUCUCUUCUCUAAUUGGUGGUAAUAAUCGUGCUGAGUGUCUUUUUAUUGAUUUAGAUGGUGUUUCAUUAGUUUCAUCUUUACUAAAAAGUGAAGUCCAAAAGAUUCGAUUAAAGGCUACAUUUCUUUUACAAAAAAUUACUUCAACAGACGCUGGCAAUAAACUGAAUUUGUCAAGUUUGAUUCCUUUACUAAUAAAUAUAUUAAAAAAAGACCCGUGUGAAGAACAUGAAGCUGUUAUUGGUACGCUCACUAAUGUGCUUCAAUCAAAAGAUUUAUCCUCAAGAGAAAUUUUUAAUAGAGAGUUGCCUGAUUUAAAAGUGUUAAUAGAGCAGCGUUUGAAUUCAAAUAACAUUGAAAUAAGUGAAAGUCUUUAUGAUGCUUAUAAAAAUCUUCAAUUGUUUUUUUGAUUUAUGUCAUAUUGGAUAUUCAAUUUAA